This is a messenger RNA of Lepus europaeus (European hare), 4397 nucleotides long. RefSeq names its product Rho guanine nucleotide exchange factor 10 (gene ARHGEF10). Gene Ontology annotation, cellular component: centrosome. The transcript has 22 exons. Bases 123 to 3380 code for a protein of 1085 amino acids. Lineage: Eukaryota; Metazoa; Chordata; Mammalia; Lagomorpha; Leporidae. Gene Ontology annotation, biological process: mitotic spindle assembly; actin cytoskeleton organization; positive regulation of stress fiber assembly. Gene Ontology annotation, molecular function: guanyl-nucleotide exchange factor activity; protein binding. The record is from RefSeq and is a predicted model, not a curated record.
UCUUCCAGGUCUCGCAGGUGGGUGCAGGGGCCCAAGCACUUGGGCCAUUUUCUGCUGUUUUCCCCGGCCACAGCAGGGAGCUGCAUGGGCAGUGGAGCAGCUGGGGCUCAAAUGGUGCUCACAUGGGAUCUGGCAUUGCAGGCAGCAACAUAACCCGCUGUGCCACAACGCCAGUCCAUGAGAUGAUUUACGAUGACGUGAACGGAGAUGAAGGUGGGAACAGCUCUCUGGAGUACGGGUGGAGCUCAAGUGAAUUUGAAAGUUACGAAGAGCAGAGCGACUCGGAGUGCAAGCAUGGGCUCCCGCGGCCCUUCCUGCGCAGCAACCACAAAAAGCAGAUGCAGAAGCUGAUGAAGGCGGCGAAGGAGGGCACCAGAGACGGCCUGGAGAAGACCAAGGCAGCCGUGAAGAGGGGCCGCUCGUUCAUCAGGACCAAGUCCCUCAUCUCCGCAGAUCACAGAGCUGGUCUCGAAGAAGAGCAGAACUUAUUCAUCGAUGUGGACUGCAAGCACCCGGAGGCCGUGCUGCUGCCCAUGCCGGAGGGGCUGUCUCCGCAGCAGGUUGUGAGAAGAUACAUCCUGGGCUCCGUUGUCGACAGUGAAAAGAACUACGUGGAUGCUCUUAAGAGGAUCUUGGAGCAAUACGAGAAGCCGCUGUCCGAGAUGGAGCCGCGGCUGCUGAGCGACAGGAAGCUGAGGACGGUCUUCCACCGCGUCAAGGAGAUCCUGCAGUGCCACUCCAUGUUCCAGAUCGCACUGGCCAGCCGCGUGGCCGAGUGGGACUCCGUGGAGAUGAUCGGCGACGUCUUCGUGGCCUCGUUUUCCAAGUCCAUGGUGCUGGACGCCUACAGCGAGUACGUGAACAACUUCAGCACCGCCGUCGCGAUCCUCAAGAAGACGUGUGCCACGAAGCCGGCUUUCCUGGAGUUCCUGAAGCAGAGCCAGGAGUCCGGUCCCGACCGAGUCACGCUCUACAGCCUGAUGAUGAAGCCCAUCCAGAGGUUCCCGCAGUUCAUCCUCCUGCUGCAGGACAUGCUGAAGAACACAGCCAAAGGACACCCUGACCGGCUGCCCCUGCAGAUGGCGCUGACGGAGCUCGAAACCCUGGCCGAGAAGCUGAAUGAGAGGAAGAGGGACGCCGAUCAGCGCUGUGAGAUUAAACAGAUAGCGAAAGCCAUCAACGAGAGAUACCUGAACAAGCUCCUGAGCAGUGGGAAUCGCUACCUCAUUCGGUCUGACGACAUGAUAGAAACGGUGUACAACGACAGAGGGGAGGUGGUGAAAACCAAAGAGCGCCGGCUGUUCAUGCUGAACGACGUGUUGAUGUGUGCCACGGUCAGCUCUCGCACCUCCCACGAAGGCAGCACCGUGACCAGCCAGAGGUACCUGCUGAAGUGGAGCGUCCCCCUCGGUCAUGUUCAAGUGGUGGAGUACACCAACGGCCCAGGCCCCGGAGACCACGGCAGGCUGCCCACCACACACCCACCCGAGAGCCUGGCCGUGGUGGCCAAUGUGAAGCCACACAAGGUGUACAUGGGCCCGGGGCAGCUGUACCAAGACCUCCAGAACUUGCUGCACGACCUCAACGUGAUCGGCCAGAUCACUCAGCUGAUAGGAAACCUGAAAGGGGUCUAUCAGAACCUAAACCAGGCGGUGGCCCACGACUGGACGGCAGGACUGCAGAGGCUGAUCUUGAAGAAAGAAGAUGAGAUCCGAGCCGCUGACCGCUGCAGGGUCCAGCUGCAGCUCCCGGGCAAGCAGGACAAGUCCGGGAGACCCACGUUCUUCACGGCCGUGUUCAACACCUUCACCCCUGCCAUCAAAGAGUCCUGGGUGCACAGCCUGCACAUGGCCAAGCUCGCGCUGGAAGAGGAGAACCGCUUGGGCUGGUUCUGCGUUGAGGACGAUGGCAACCAGAUCAAGAGGGAGACGCACCCGCUCCUUGUGGGACACACGCCCGUGAUGGUGGCCAAGCAGCCGGAGUUCAAGAUCGAAUGUGCCGCUUACAACCCCGAGCCGUACGUCAGCAAUGAAAGCCAGCCGGACCCGUGCUCCGCCGCCCGCGGCUUCCUGUGGAUCGGAAGCUGUACCCAGCAGAUGGGUCAGAUUGCCAUUGUCUCCUUCCAAAACACGGCCCCCAAAGUUAUCGAGUGCUUCAACGUGGAGUCCCGGAUCCUGUGCAUGGUGUACGUCCCUGUCCAGAGCAACCACGUGCAGCCCAGCACGGCCCCGGACCCCGAGCCUGCAGCCCCGAGAGCCUCAGAUGUCCCCACUGUCUGUUUGGGGACGGAGGAGGGAAGCAUCUCCGUCUACAAAAGCAGUCAAGGCUCCAAGAAAGUGAGGCUGCAGCACUUUUUCACGCCCGAGAAGUCCACAGUCAUGAGCUUGGCCUGCUCGUCUCGGGGUCUGUACGCCGGGCUCGUCAACGGGACAGUCGCCAGCUACGCCAAGGCCGCAGAUGGAUCCUGGAACUGCGAGCCUCAGCACGUGAUCAAGCUGGGCGUCCUCCCGGUGCGAAGCCUGCUGGUGAUGGAGGACACGCUGUGGGCGGCUUCCGGAGGCCAGGUCUUCAUCAUCGGUCUGGAGACGCACGCCGUCGAGAGUCAGCUGGAGGCGCACCAGGAGGAAGGCAUGGUCAUCUCCCACAUGGCCGUGGCCGGUGUCGGCAUCUGGAUCGCCUUCACCACGGGCUCCACGCUGCGCCUGUUCCACACCGAAACUCUCAAGCACCUGCAGGACGUGAACAUCGCGGCCCCCGUGCACCACAUGCUUCCAGGGCACCAGCGGCUCUCUGUCACCAGCCUGCUCGUCUGCCACGGCUUGCUGAUGGUGGGCACCAGCCUGGGCGUGGUCGUGGCCCUGCCUGUGCCCCGGCUGCAGGGGAUCCCCAAGGUGACCGGAAGAGGCAUGGUCUCCUACCACGCACACAGCGGUCCUGUCAAGUUCAUCGUCACGGCCACGGCUUCACACAAGCGGGACAAGGACGGCGCGAGGGACAGCCCGCCUCCCGGCCGCGAGCCUCAAGAGGAGGAGCCCAAGGAGGCGCCCUCCAGCGAGGGGGCCGAGCCUGAGGCAGCCGUGUGGCUGGGGGAGUCUGCGGGGUCCCUGACCCAGGGGAGCGAGGCAUCCUUGUCCUCCGGCUCCCUGAGCCUGUCCCAGGGCUCCAGCUCCCUGGAGCGCAGGUCGGAGGACCUCCUGCAGGGCCCCUCCCUCUGCCCCAGGAGCAGAACCAGGCGAGGCCGGAGGGCCAGGGCCAGCUCGGCGCUGGUGGUGUGCGGGGGCCAGGGCCACCGGCGGGUGCACCGGAAGGCCAGGCCGCCCGCCCAGGAGGAGCCUGUGUCGUCUGUGAUGGUCUGGCAGAUCCCCCUGCUGGGCGUGUAGGUGGCACGGCCACGCCUGGCCUCGGCUCCCUAGGGGCUGCCCAGGGUGUGCUGGGGCCAGUCAGAUGCGGUUCUGGGGGAUACGUGCAAUAUGGCCGCAGGGGCUCUGCGGGGGCUCCCUGUUCCUCUGCACGCAUAGCCCAGUGCAGGGGCCUGGAAGAAGGCAGGAGGCCUGCGUGGCCGCUGCGCCCUGAGAACAGACCACGACCCUCGGAGCCACUGUGGCCGUACAGGAGUCCCGUUCCUGUGUCAUGUGACCUGGAGGGCCUGAGAGGCAGCGAAUUCUGGAGCAUAGGAAUCUAUUCACAGUUUCUAAAAUAAUUGUAUCAGCUCCAGGUUCGCUACUGUUAUUUAUAUUCCAUAGUUUAAAUUACAGAGCUGAACCUGUAACAAUUUAAAAGGCCGGAAACUCGCCGUUCCAGGUGGCACCAUUUGCUGUGGGAAGGGAGCUUGGUUUCCCAAAGUGAUAAACUGUGUCUGCUGUAAAUUCUAACAAGUAGCAGUUUUAAAUCGCAUUUUUCUAUUAAAAGUUAACAGUUCAUGUUUUAGCCAAUAUCUUUCUCGUAAAGAACGUUUGCUCUGAACCAAAACUCCCGCUGUGGACGCCGGGUUAGGCGUGCGCCCAGGGCGGGGCUGCCUGGACUGAGCCACUCUGGAAACACGCAGGUGGCCGCGUGGCGGGCAGCAGGCAGCGACAGUGCCCGGUGCUCAGUGCUCCUGCGCCUGCUGAUCCCGGGCAGCCCUCGUGCCGGCCACUGCCCACGCGCAGGUUGUGGUCCGCGUCCGCCGUGGCCCGACCACGUUUCCAGGGCAAGGUUGUGCUUCCUGGGGAAGGAGCAGGCGACGCCCGGCACAGGCAUUCCAGAAAUAAAGGACUCAGCACUUUAGAGACUAAACUGCUAAUGCUGUGACUUAGCCGAGCGUAGUCUAAGCCGCGUGCCUGCCCCGUGAGAGUGGCAGCCUCCCGAGCUCCCGUGGACUCCUAGCUGCUGCCGCAGUUCACAAAUAAAGCCUUUGU